AUGGGGAGGUCUCCUUGUUGUGAUAAGCUGAAUAUCAAAAGGGGAAUUUGGACUGCUGAGGAAGAUGCAAAGAUACUUUCAUAUGUGUCAAAACAUGGAGCUCGAAACUGGACAUCUGUUCCCAAAAAAGCAGGACUUAGCAGAUGCGGAAAGAGUUGCAGACUUAGGUGGACUAAUUAUCUCAGGCCAGAUCUUAAAAAAAAAACCUUCACACUCCAAGAAGAGGAGUUGAUCGUUAGGCUUCAUGCAGCCAUCGGUAGCAGGUGGUCGGUCAUAGCCCAACAACUUCCGGGGAGAACAGACAAUGAUGUGAAGAAUUACUGGAACACGAAGGUCAGAAAGAAGCUCUCUCAAAUGGGGAUAGAUCCUGUCACGCAUAAACCUUUCUCUCAAAUUCUGGCUGAUUAUGGAAACAUUGGUGGACUCACAAAAUCUGGAAACCGAAUUGGGUCUCUCAAUAGAGAUAUGAAAAAUGCAUUCAUGUCAAAAUCUGAACAAUAACAAACACCACAACCUCAAGCGUUUUCAAGCAUUAACACUAGUCAUUUGAUGACAACAAGGAUACCACCAAAAGUGGAGCCAAUAGCAGAAGAAUAUCACAACCAUAAAAGUAUCACAUCCCAGUUCUUAAAUGAAGGCACAUUGUCAUCACCAUCUUCUUCAUCCUCAACUUGUUCCCCAGCGGCACAGGAUAAGAAGUCACAAGAUUUUAGUUGGCAAGAUUUUCUUCUUGAAGAUGCACUUUUAUCUGCAAAUCGACAAGUACAAGACAGCACACUGGAGUUUUCAUCGAAGGACUUCCCUAAUAACUCUCAUAAUGUGACACCACGAAGUCAGAUCAACAAUGAGAAUAAUAUACAAAUCAAUAAUGG
Molecule: messenger RNA, 872 nt
Organism: Pistacia vera
Lineage: Eukaryota; Viridiplantae; Streptophyta; Magnoliopsida; Sapindales; Anacardiaceae
Product: transcription factor MYB35-like
Exons: 3
Coding region: 1-501 (166 amino acids)
Source: RefSeq, a predicted model, not a curated record